UAGUUGAUUUUCUUAUGGUUUGAGGUCAGUUUUGACCACUUGGGUAAAACAAUUUGCCCAAGAAGCAUAAAGUAGAUGUUAAAAAGGUUCUGUUUGAAAGUUUAAAGAAUUGGUUUCAUGCCCUUGUGACUAUACAGCUUAGAACUUAAUGAACUCUAUUCGAAUUCGGCCGGGUUAAAUAUUCGAAAAAGAGCGAUCAUAGAUGACAUCACAAACGAUGGCAGGAUCAACAGUUGGUCUUCUUCCCCCACCUGCGAGUCUCGUGCGGUUGUUAUGGUCGACUCCUAAACAGUACAGUUGUAUUUGUGUUUUAUUUACGUUUUACAAUGAGUGUGACUUGAGCCUGCUGAAUUUAACAUCGGGACGAAAUUAAGAUGAAAUUUCACCCAUCGUCGCCAAAUCGUUACAAAUUCCGAAUAGCGGAUUUAUUAUGGGCUGCAACAAACGCCUUUCCCUGUUGAGCAUCUGCAUUUCACAAGUGGUGGCAACAGUUUGGAGGCAGAUUUUUGACUUCCUUGGGUACAUGUGGGGUCCCAUUUUGGCCAACCUCUUCCAAAUAAUCUUCUCGAUAUUCGGGAUAUUUGGUUCUUGGCAGUACAAAUCAAGUUAUAUUGCAGCUUAUAUGCUAUGGACCUUGUUUUGGUUUGCUUGGAAUUGCUUUAUCACAUGCUACUACCUUAACAUUGGUAUCUUAAAUAAGGAUUGGGAUAUUUUGAGCUUGGGUACUGGAAGCGUGAGCUGGUGGGAGGCAAACGGCCCAGGAUGCAAGGCCUUGUUCCUCCCUAACCAAUCAAACACAGACACCCAACCAUGGCAUCCUCUCAAACCUGAUCUCAUCACUGGGUGUGCAAUCCCAUACCACCAUCUUGAGGCGGCUCAAGCUAUAAUACACGCAAUCCUUGCAAUUGUUGGCCUUUACCUAGGUUUCUCUGUAAAUAGUACAAUUAAAAAUGGGGAAGAAGCAGUGCCAUCCAAUUUUAAAAAGUCAAAUACCACGCCUCUAUUUCCCGUUGACUUGAUGCCUAGACUACCAAUUAAUAACAGUGCUGGCACUGAAUCUAGUGAAGAGCCUGACAACCGCGCGGCCGGGGCAAAACCCAUGACGCCAAGGAGAGUGAAACGGCGAAGUAUAUCGAGAGGGUCAAUGCCUCCGCAGAUGUACACUGGUACGAACGCUCCGAUGAAUUCAUUCCCGAGGAGGCACAGCCACAGCAGGUCUUCAACAAGGUCUUCAGGACGACGGCCUAGGUCUAAUCCAGUAUCAAGACUUAUUGAUCAACAAGAGUCAGCGGCAAGAAGCAUGGGCCACACGAAUCUUAUGUUCCAGCACAGCCCGGAAAACUCGUUCUCGUAUGAACCUGAACGCCCACCGUCAGCUCGGUCGAGCUACUCCAAUUAUCACGGUACCAGGGCGCAAUCGUACAGGCACAGUCACAACUUUCUUGUCUCUGGGCCUCCUGGCUACAGUUCACAGUCUGAAACUGCAAUUUGAUCUCAGAAGUUGAUACCUUAUAAAUUUUAGUUGUCCAAAUGAAUUAAACAAGUCAUUGAUGUGAUUGAAAGAAAUGAUAAGAUUUGGGUCAAUCUUAUUUAGUGAACUUAAUAUCUUCAAUACUCAUAAGUCAACCAGAAAUCUUGUAGCACACAACUCACAAACAAGAACUGGAGGAUUAAAAUAAAUUUGUUAGUUUAGUUUGUUUAAUGUUAAGAAAACUUGUCAAAGGGUGUUUUUAUGUUAUGUAUAUGGUCGCAAAGUCUAUACAAUUUUUUUUUGUACUUAAUCAAGUCGGACAAUUGCUAAAUUAAUGCAAUGAAUAGAAUGAAACAACAAGAAUAUAACUUUACAACAGGGUUAAUAUAUUUCUUAAUAUUUUUAUUUUUACUUUUAAAUUUAAUUUCACUUACAUCAGAGUAAUUUUUAUAUUAAAAAAAAAGAAAAGAAAAAAGAAUGGGAUAAAUUUAUUAAAGAUCUGUGAUGUUAUAGAGAUAAAAGAGAUUAUUUAAUGUUUUUGUAAUAAAAGUUUAAAAUCACUGCCAAUAUUUAUAUUUGACUGACCAUUGAAACAACUCCGUCCAGCUAAGUUUAAUAUAGUUAAACGGGUAAUCUAAACACAUUAUUUUAUAAUAAAUUUAUAAAUUUUUUAAAAUGUAUAGUACCCGUUCAUAAUAUCUAGACCAUUUGUAGAAAUGGUGGAAGUAUGGUUUUUAGAAUAUAUGAAUUUUUUCCAAAGUGUACAAAGUUUGUCUUUCGUUGUAAAUAUAAUUGUACAGCACAUUUAGGAAAAUAAAUAGAUCUGCUUGUAAAACCAAA
Messenger RNA from Cimex lectularius (bed bug), 2311 nucleotides. RefSeq lists its product as uncharacterized. The record is from RefSeq and is a predicted model, not a curated record. NCBI's taxonomy places the organism in Eukaryota, Metazoa, Arthropoda, Insecta, Hemiptera, Cimicidae. The transcript is spliced from 8 exons. Gene Ontology annotation, biological process: regulation of sodium ion transport. The coding region runs from base 431 to 1492 and encodes 353 amino acids.